Molecule: messenger RNA, 23333 nt
Organism: Porites evermanni
Lineage: Eukaryota; Metazoa; Cnidaria; Anthozoa; Scleractinia; Poritidae
Source: the annotation of a GenBank genome assembly
GAUAAAUUUAACUCUUUUCCUGUGUUUAAUGAGGCGAUUGUAAUAAUCACUCAUGAACUGGAAUGGCAGAGAUCCAUGAGAUGGAACAGAGCAUCUCGUCCUUAACAUCUCGUCGACUUGGUGAUGAGUUAUACGAGGAUGGAGAAAGGUCACCAUUUUAUGACUCGGAUUCUCCAAGUGAUACUCCGUCCGUUAAUGGGUAGGUAAUCAGUUUUGGAAAGUUUAUGUACUGAAUUCAAACAAGUUUAUUAAGUAGUCGUUUAAUAAUUAUAUUCCUCUUAAUUCCUGUUUGUGGUCAAACAUGACAAGAAAAAGAACCUGAUUUUUGAUAAGUAGUUUCAAAUUUUAACAGACCGCAAAAUCAUUUACGGUAAAUCAAGAUCGGUGUUUUGAAUUCUAUCUAAAUUGUGGUGAAAUAUUGUUGAAAGGAGGAAAAACACAUUUGUUAUCUUUUAUAUGAUUACCGUGGUUCGCAGCUGCAUUAUCUUUGCCUGUGUUUAUCAAGCUAUGAUAUGAUUGCUAAUCAGUAUGAAAACAGCUGGAAUCUCGCUACUCAAAAAGCUCUCCGGAAAAAAUGACAAAUUGGAUGGCUAAUUUUAGUUUUCUAGCGCAACUCCUCCACUUUUUAGCUUAAGUUGCCCCACCUGAGCGAGAAAAAUUAACCGAGUUCUGUAGCAAUUUUAAUUUGAAAUGUACAAGGCUCAUAAAAGACAAUAAAACAGUAAUAAAAUUGUGUCCACAGUAUUUACACUUCAAAAUCUUCCACAGCGGUGCAAGUGCUUCAACUUCUGCGAGGUCUUCUCGUUCAUCCACGUUAGGAUCAGGCUUUUCCACGCGGUCAGCUGCAACUUCAGAGAGCGAUGCUGAAGUCGAGGCAUUAGAUAAUGUACGGGUUGUUGCAAGGUUGGUAAUUUUGUUUCGGUCGAAGUUUAUUUAUGGUGUAUAUUUAUGUUAAUUUUGCCGUGACCGUUUCCUAAAUUAUAUAACAUAUUCGAUUCAGUCCUAUCAAAAAUUUUAUUCUGAUAAUCUUGUAAAUAACGAUUAUUGCCAAAAAACAUAUUUUGUUAGAAUAUUAUCAUCGUUGAUGAUAUCAAAUCAGAUUUUUGAAGCCUUGACAAUUUAUUUUAAAAUAUAUGUUGCUAUGUAACUUUAUGAAACGUAAUGUUAAUAAAAGUCUGUUGUUUCAUUUUGAGCCGUUUGCAAACAGACAGCUUAGCAAAGAAAAUUUGCAUUUCUAUGGGUCUUUUCUUCCAGCAUGGUGUAUUGUUAAAAACUGGCUGUCUGACAGCUGUUAGCGUAAAUAGCAAAACUAGCUGCCACUCACAGUUUUGUCCAAUUUAUCUUAUUCAUUGUUGGACCAUUGCUAAUGAAAAUGUAUUGGUAUACGACUUUACCUGUGGCAUUAGCAUACAGCUCUGUUGGAAAAAGCAUGCAAUCAAAUGAGUUUAACUUCUCCUGCACUGUUGAGGCCCUGCAACCGACAAGUGACAUGGUCCAAAAAGUAGCGACAGCGCGUAAAAUGAAAUCGCGACAAGAGACAACCUCCCCCGACCAAAUUGCGACAGUGACAGCAAAGCCGACAAUAAGCGACAAGCAUUUAUAAACACUGACACGAGAUGUUUUAAAAUUUAGACGGGCGACAUGGGACCCCCCCUGGCAAGGCCUCACUGUUGACCUGGGCGCACUUGUUCGAAGGUCGGUUAGCGUUUAACCCGGGGUUAAAUUUAACCUGCGUUUCUUUUUCUUGUCUUCUGAAGCAUUUUCGAGGAUAAUUUUCUCUGUUAUUUUGAGAGCUUCCAAUCAUAAUCUUGUUGACAAAAAGAAUUAAAACUGAAAUGCUUUUUAAGUUUUCAAAUCUGAAUUAAAAUCUCGCACUAACCCUGGGUUAUCUUAAACCAGCUUUGAACAACUCAGCCCUGUAGCACAGUGAGGACGAAUAGUAAUGAGACUUCAAUAAUGUAUUGACCUGGCAAUUUUCUGCCAAGUUACUGACACCUUAGUGCUUUUUGGGAGAUAAACAGAAUGCUUUAUUUUGGUGGUCAUGCAACCUAGAGUCAAAGUUGCUUGUCGUUCGAAACAUUGGGGAAUCUCCCCAUUCAGAUAGGGGAUAUUUCCCCUUGUGAAUGUCAUGACAAUAUACCAAAGAAUGAACCGCUUUUAUUUGAUUAACCACCCUGAGUGUUUAUUAAAUUUUUGGACCUUGAGAGUGGGCGCUUAUUCGAGGUAGGUGCUUAUUCGAGGCUGGGCGCUUUUAAAAAAUUUUCACCAUUUUCAGCAAGUGAAGUAUGUUUAUUUUGCAACAAAACAAUAAAUGCUAACGACAAAAUGCGAAGAAGUAAAAAAGCAAGAUUUCUGUAAAAUACUCUGAAGAAAACUCUGUCUUCGGGGAAGUCUCUUAUUAGAAUUUAUUCACUCAAGGGGGUGGGGUGGUGGUGAGCGCUUAUUUGAGUUUGAUUGGGAGUUGUCAUUACCUAAAAUAUCAUAGUUUACUGAGCUGAGUUCUAAGAAAAAUAUAUUGUGGGAGCUUAAGCUUUCAUGGUACCCAUUCCUUAUAUUAUAUUAUUUGCUGAUACACAAGCCCAAAGGCCUGGUACCAGGAUCCUUUACAUCUUUUUCCUGAUAAAAGUAUAGUAACCGUAUUAUAUUAUCUGUUGUGGUUAAAGAUCAGUAAAUACCUCAUACUUCUGUCCAUGAUGUGAAUUGGAUGUGACUUAGUGCCAAAAGUCCUAACUUUCCACGCCUUGCCUGCAGCAAAUGUUAUUAUUAUUAAAAUAUAAAGAAAAAGAUCAGCACACCUUUAUCUUAUGUUUUUUAGAGCACGACCAUUAAAUCUUUCGGAGAAGGAAAGAGGAGACAAGAAUAUCAUCAAGCUACCUGAAAAUUCUAAUGGAGCCGUGUGGGUCAGUAACAUGCCUUUGUUUUUGCUGAGAUGCCUAUUAGGAUAUUGCUAUAUUUGAUUAUUAGGUUAUAAGUACUUGCUUAAAUGACAUUCUGUUGGCUUCAAACUCAAGAAAGUUAGUUUCACCCCCUAAUAUCCAGUCACUGAGAAGUGGGGUAAAAAGAGGGACUGGAUGGCCAAGUUUUUAAAUUCUGCUUUGAGGUUGCCUGAGACCAUAUGUCCUCUCACUAUAAUCUGUACAUUUCUCUUGAGGGAAGAGGGCAUAAUACACAUAUAAAGCUUAAAUUUGACUUUUUUUUCUGUUUGGCUCUCAAAAACAAUACCCAUAAAUAAGCUCUGUUCUCAUUGGCUGAAGAUAGGUUUGAUGUUCUCUUUAUGAGAUUUAGAUUCUUGCAAUGGUAUUUUUUCUUUUUUCAUUCUUGUGACCGAUAAUAAUAUUAUUGAAAUGAUGCUCUUGAUAAUGCCCCACAGAAAAUAUGUGCUAGUUUUUCAAAGAGACAUCUGAAUAUAGCUGUUGUUUUGAUUUUCCUGAGUACAAAAUUAUUAUUAGCUGGUAGCGGACUUUUUUGUACCUAAUGGGAAUUCGAUUUCAUUUGUUUUUAUUAAUUUGAAGGGAAGGGUGGCUGGCUGCUCAUGGAAAAAAGUUAUCAGUCCUUUUGUCUCUGCCUGAUCACAGUUUAACCUUGAGGUGUCUAUGGACGUCACAAGAAACAUGAAACAGUCUAUCAAAGACACUGUUUGAUGUAGUUUGUCCAAAGAUCUGCAAUAUUUGAAAAUUGACUAGAAUAAUGAAUUGGGCUAAAUUACAUUUAGGGAAAGGUACAUUAAAUCAAGUCACAGCAGGGCAGAAGAAUAACCAAUAGGAGAGGUCCAGGAAAAUUACCAUGUGCUUUUGCUUUUAACUGAUCAUUGCUUCUUUCCUUCCUCUGUUUUUCCCCUCCCAUCCUGGACAGGAUGCUAGUCCAUCACAGGGUUACCCCCCAGCAGCAUUUCACUGGUACCCAUUGAUACACCUGGGUGAAUAGAGACAAAAUGGAGUAAAGUUCCUUGUCUAAGGAAACAAUACAAAGGGGGAGGCUUGAACCCUGGAUGUCCAGAUCUGGAGUUCGAGGUGUUAACCACUCGGCCACACAUGCCUCCACCAUGAAUCAAUAAAACUUUGUUAAUAUUCACAUCAGUUUUCACAUUUCAUAUUAGUGAUUUUUUGUUAUUUGACUUGAAACAGGAGGUUUUUUUUCUUCACCUGUUUUUGCAGAUUGAUAACAGUUUUGGCCAGAUCAAGCCUUUCACCUUUAAUGCUGCAUUUGGUGAGGAAACUACUCAGAAGGAGAUGUUCAAUGAAUGUGGCAUCAAACAUUUGGUGGAGAUGGCUGUUGAAGGGUUUGUUAAUAAUGAUCAGGCCAUUUCAAGUUUAAAAACAGGGCUUCAAAACAACUUUAAAAAAAUUUUUAAAAAAGUAAUCUAGUUGUUCCAGACUAAUGGAAGGGGCUUUAUUCAAGCCCUGAAAAAAUGAGCCAUUUUGCUGUCUAGUAUUUUAAAUGCUCCUGUGCUAAAUUGGCCCACCAGAAGUUUCAUAAUACACUCAGUACUUUUUGCUUGUGUGUGAGUGUGUGUGUGUUUCAUUUUUACUAUAUUUAGAUAUUCAUGUACAGCUUUUGCUUAUGGCCAGACUGGAUCAGGAAAGACCCACACUAUCACUGGCCCACUGGUAACUAAGACAUUUGGUUCUUAAAAUUUGCGGGAAUGUUAAGUUUUGCUGUUUUGCCAUCACUGUCAUUUCAUCUAUACUGCAAUAUUUUCACACCUUUUCUUGUAAAUUCCCUCGCUCUCAAAGAGAAAUGAAAUGCUCAGAUAAUGCUUAGAUAAUCUGAAAAGAGUUGCAGUUGCAUGCAAAUAACCUGGGGCAGGUUGUGGAGGGGGUGGGGGUACUCUAAGGGAUUCUUGUUAGGGGUGUGCCAAACAAAACCCACUGAAUUGUACUUUGCAAAAAUCCCCACCGUUUUACUUGCACCUUUAGACUGAAAGGUACCCCUUUUGGGCAGAGCAUCCCCAUGUGGUCUAUUACAAGAAAUACCAUAAGUCUCUAAGGAAUCACCCCAGGGAUUGUUUUUUUUGAACAGGCCUAUCCAGCACGGUUGGAGUGCAAGUCUCCAGACAGUACAGCUUUGGUAGUUAAUGAAGUCACACAAAUUUAAUCUCUCUUUCUUGAAAAAAGAAAAGCUUAAGGGAGGGAACUCUUUUGCAGGUAUUGAAUGGAAUGUCCUAAUUUAUUGUAGGAAAAUUCUGCUGACAAGGAGAGGUUUAUUCCUGAUCCAGACAUGCAGGGGCUGAUUGAGAGGUUUGUAUUUGUGAGGAGUGAUUGAGCCAGUGUAUUAUUAUAAUUACAUUUCUAUAAUCAUUAUUGUUAUUAUGAGGUAUUAAGUUUCUGCAACAGUGAUUGACAAUAUACAAGGUCAGAUAUUACACAGGAGGUAAGUGCUUGCCGGAAAUCAAGAUGUCCAUGCUCUGCGAAAAGACUUUGGAAGGUUCUGACACUAUGACACUACAUACAGGUCUCAAGAUGUGCUGUUUUCAAGUUGACUAAUUUUAUUUGUUCAAUGUGUUUUCAGAUCCUUCCAUUAUAUGUUUGAAUUAAUGGAGAGUCAUGCUGAUGUGGAGUAUACUAUUAGAGCAUCGUAUUUAGAAGUGUAUAAUGAAAAGGUGUGCGUUCUUUCUCACAUAAAAUCCACAUAGUUUGAAGUGGACAAGUUUGGUAGGCAGAAUUUAAAAAUCAUGAUUAGAAAUAACCUUGUGUCGACAGCCAUAUUAAAUCCUCUUAAAUUUUUAACAAUGCAUGCUUUUUACUUCAUUGCAUUUGGAAAUCUUGGGACAAUCUAUGUCUAAAAGAAUGACUAAUCUUAAAACUACACUUGCUAGUUUCCUGGUCUCUCGUAUCAAAAUGGUGCAUUGGAUAAACUCAACAAUUUAACCUUAUUUUUUUCCUCAGAUUCAAGAUUUGCUGAAUCCCUCUAGGGCAAGGGACUCAUUACCUGUACGCUGGGCAAGGGACAGAGGCUUCUAUGUAGAAAACCUAUUUUUUGUUGAGUGUGACACUGUGGAUGACUUGAUUGCAGUAUUAGAGGAAGGUAACUGAUUAAUUUGUAAAGUCUGCAAAAAAAUCGGAAGGAAGGUUACUUUCCUGGUCCCUUACAUUACAGUGAGCUGGGUGCAGUAGAGUUAGGUUGAUUAGUUCCAUAGCUGGGAUAGGUGGGCACUCUAGUAGGACUGAACUCGUAAAAUGGAAAGAGCUGACUGAAUUUUUAUGGGUAUCUCUUGCCUUGCUUUAAAACUAUAGACACUUUCUUCUUGCUGUUAACUGUAUGGUAAAUUGCAAAGUUGUGGUUGGAGGUAUUCACAGUUUGGAUUAUCAAAGAUUGAGCCUGUAAAAAAAGCGGUCUCUCCUCACUCUUCGCCACGAAGGACCUUUUGCAAAACGUCUCUUGUGGCGAGGAACGAGGACAGACGGCUGUUUUCGCAGGCUAUCAAAGAUUAAAGGAGCUAAUUGUCACGACAUUUAGCUAAAUUUAUUUUCCAGGCCGUGGCCUUCAAAUCAAGAGAAACAUAAAGAUAACCGAUGAAUACAUGAAUGUUGACAAAAGGUUUAAAUAACACAGAAAAUACAAAACUGAAGGCACGGAUGGCAAAAAUUGUAAAAGAUCAGAAUGAAAAGUUUUUCAGUGUUUGUCCCUGUUGUUUUUACCGCAAGUUUAAAUUCAGUGCUCGGGAUACAAAGUUGUGACUUUGUCAUUUGCAAGUACCUUUUUCGUUUAAUUUCAGUUUCUUAGUGAGUAAGGUCACGUAGUUAAAAAAAAACUAAACAAAAUCUGGAGUGAACUUCCAUGACACAACCCCUGAGAAACAAAGAAGUGGGCGGGUGACGGUUACCGAAGAUGCUACAUACCUGUAUUAAUUUAUAACAAGCUUUUUUGACGGGAGUUCGAGUUAUCAAGAUUUCAAAAGGACUACUAUACCCUAGUACGAUUUCUCCUUUAUUGACUGCCAGAGAUCUGCAGAAGUAAAAGAGUGUAACAAAAUGUACUUCUGUUUAUUUUGUGCAGGUCUGCAUAACCGUCAAGUUGGGUCUCAUAUGAUGAAUGAUCACUCUAGCAGGAGCCACAGUAUGCUUACAGUAUACAUAGAUAUUGAGUCGGUGAGACUUACGUUCAUCUUUGAUACUCUCUUCUCCGCAGAGACCUCUUUGUGUCGUUGGGAGGCUGGGGAGAGAGAAAACAGAAUGGAAUACUCAGUGAGAGCUCCUGGGGAGGAGAGAGUCUUCAAUAAACAAACCUUUUAAGUCUAGAAAAAUAUUGAUGAACUUGUAACCAAUUUGUCGCCCCUAGACAAAGUAGUCCAAGUAAGGAACAAUUAUAUGAAAGCCGCGUUGCGGUGAAUCGUGUCUCUGAGGAUUUCUAUGGUCAUACAGACGUGCUAGAGAUGGGGACAGUCAAGUGAUCCAUUUGUGUUUCAGGGAAGGUCAUGUUUCCAAGACUGGCUUUUUUUUCUGGAAAGAGAAAAAUUGAACGGUCCAGUUAUUUAUAGAUUGCAUCAGAAUUUAAGCCCGUUCUUUUUGUCAGCUUUGAACGUCUACGUUCGGCAACGUGUUGAAGAGAGCGUGUAUGGCAGUAGGAAACUGAGUUUCAUUUCAUAACAUCAAACUUGAGUAAAUAAGAACUGUCACAAAUGCAGCUUUAGGGAAAUACUUUUGACAGUUCUCACUAAAAUGCCUAACAACCGAUAAUUAAAUUCUUACCUAAGCAAAUAAGAUGCAGUUAGUUAACAUUUUAUUCUUGGAAGUUGAUUACCGACUUUAGCUGUGCGCGUGGUGUAUAUUCCUUGAAUGUCGAUUCGUUUUUUUCUGUGUAUGCGGUCGGUUUACCUUAAAGCAUGAAACAGGGUACAGAUAUGGACUGAAAUGGGAUCGUUGCUUUCUAAAAGGAGACCAGUGAAAUCAGCUUUAUUAGUAGCCAAAUUGUUAGUAGAUGAGAGAUGAGUAAAUUAUAACUUUCUUUUCAACUGGUUCGGGCCUUUUAAACGCUCGUUAAAUUGUCUGGCGGCACAGACUUGUCCAGGGAAGGACUUUCUGUGAUACUGUUUUUAUUGCAAACUUUUAUUUUAUUUACAAACGGUUCGUAUUUUAAAAAUAACUUUCAAUUUCUACAAUUGUAACGAACGUUUCACUUUCUUUGUAGAAUGAUUCCGGUGAGGCGUCUGGCUAUCCAGUGGUAAAGCACGGAAAACUGAGUCUUGUAGAUUUGGCUGGUAAGAUUAAAAGGUUCAAAACAUACACCCUAAAGGUUCCUUAAUAGAACUGGAGGUUUGCGGCCACCUCUACAAGACGGCCAAAUUGUUUUCAUUGCAGCGAAUGCAUUGGAGAUCUGAAGAUACCACAACGGCGACUUCAGUGAAAACCGUGACGUCACCGAAAAACUGGCUUCGUGUCCUUCCAAACGCUUUCGCGAUUAUUACCACUCGUUUAGUUAUUUUUAGUUAGAAAAAAUUUAAGUUGGAACUGAAGCGAAGGGACCACGUCCGAAUUCAGAUAGAUACGGUAGAAUUUAUCGUAUUUCCGUUCACUUUCUUUAGGACUUACAGUUUGAUCAGUUUACGUCGUAGUUCUGUAGGUACGGCCGUGUAGAAAUUUACAGGAGAGCGUACUGCAGGUGCACGGCGUUUAGAUUUGUGGUCUCACUAUUCUUCAUUGACGGUUUCUUUUGCCGUUGCUUUUGCGGUCGCCGUCGUAGCCUCGUAAAGUCCCCAUUCGCUUUGUUUUAACCCCUCAACAACGACGACCUUGCUACAAUGCUUAUGGUCAAUCUCACUCCUUUGACCCCAAAUUGGUGGGGUGGGGGGGGGGGAUGUGCAUGGGUGGGUUCGAUCGUACUUUGAAAACAAAUUGCAAAAGAUCUACGCGUAGAAUUCUUUGAAAUAUCGUGUCAUGAAAGUGGCUAGUACUUACUUGAGCCAUAGUUAAUUGAGUGGAAUGGUUAUGAAACCCGACAGACUCCUUUGUUAUAUGUUUUUGUGGACCUGAAAGUGUACAACGUUCAAAAGAAUUCCUAUCCUUUUGAUUGUAUUGACCAAUAAAAACGUUGCAUUAAUUUAUAGGCAUUGUUAAACGGUUGUCUUUUGUUUCCUAACACGUGAAAGUCCCACGAAGGUUGUAUUUGACGUCGUGACAACAAAAAUAGUAACAUGUUUGCCGCUUUUCAUAACCAGUCUCCUCCAAUAACUAUGCUUGAGCCCUGCAGUAAGCAUGUUUCUAAUCGGUUCCUUAUCGUCAGUUAAUUUUGUUUGACUGUUUGUUCAAAAAUCUUCCUUUGGCAAAUGCGCUAAUGUUUCAAAAUAUUUGUUUUUGCCCCGUGGUAAAGGCGUUUGGUAUGUCUUAAGGCGAUCGUACUAAGGCCAAACUUCUCCAAGCGGACACGAAUUUUUUAUCUUUGACUUUUCUAGCAACGGUUUUUGCGAAAUAUUGCCGGCAUUUUCGAGGAGAUGCGAUCACUUUUAUGCGUGGUUCAAGGAACAACCUCUGAAUUCCACACACACACAUAAAAUAUGUACACUCAGGAACAUUUUUUCUUUGCGGUUAAAUUCUUUGUUUUUAACUGCAUGAGGGUAUAAACAAUGACACUGCGUACCUUACUGUCUAUAAAUAACCGUGAUAAUUAUUUGAAAUACUGUUGUCCUUUAUACCCAGGUGUCUCUAUGAUUCUGUCAGUUACACCACAAACACGGGGCGCUGCAUAUAAUUGUGUUUUGAGCUCCUUAAUAAAGGAUAAUGAUGUCAAUUUCCACGGCUCAGUAGCCAGCCGUUCGUUUAUUAUGUAAAAUUGGUUAUGCAUGUCGAAGAACGGAAGACAAUGAACUAAACCAAUGAAGGUUCACGACAUUUAGCGACAUUUAGUACAUUUGAAGGGCAAGAGUUAUUGAGCGAAGAAUUUGUCUUGUAAGUACGUAAUCGAUCAAAGUUUCUUUGAUUGGGAUUGGUUUAUACCUGACGCGCGAGUUAGCUUGUCCGUAGUUAGUUUUCCCAUUGUUUUCAAAGUUAUUGUACUUCUCGAACGUACAAUCUAACACAACCAACAACUUCAAGGGUUUGUUUCUUGUAAAAUACAUGUGUACUGUUUGUCACGAUAAUCAGCUACGAUUACACCAAAUUUAAAGUUAACAUAAUUUAAACCUGAAUCUUUGGCACUCAGUAUCAGACACUUAGUCAAGUCUGAAAGUUACAAAACAAGAUAGCUUUAAUGUUCAUUGUUGCUUAACAACGACAAACGCCGUUGAAACCUAGUUUUAAUGAAAAGUCAUAUUCAUCGACUUUACUACCUAUAGAUUUCGUUCGUUAAUCACUUUAGAUUACAGAAUAGUGUGUUUAUCUUUGUGGCGUUAAGGGUUUUCAGUUUUUACACGUGUCAACUGAUUUGCGUUUCUUCUUCUUUCCUAACAGGAAGCGAGCGUGUAAAAGAAACAAAGUCAGUCGGAGGAACGUUAACGGAAUCACAGAACAUUAAUAAGAGUUUGUUGACGUUAGGUGAGUUUGUCAUGACUUGAUUCCAUAUUUUACCGGCCGACGGAUUUAAUGCUAAAUCAGACGGAAAAAAACGAGUUGUUUUAUUGUGGAUUUAAGAUCAGUACUAUUAGAUCGACACUUGUAAACAUGGAUUUGUGUUUGGCAUGAAUCGAUUUUUUGGUUGAUCCAUCUUCGAUCCUUGUUUCUACACUACAUUAAAUUAAAUGUCGUUCAGCAGGAAACUCGCUGUUUGCGAAGUUUAACUUUAUUCCUUAAUUUAAUACGUUACCUUAUCAACAAGCAUUUGGUGGAUUAAUUGUGGAAGAAUCAAGUCCUAAAUCACACUUUUUGUUUUAAUUAAAUUGCCGAAAUGUGUCGCAAACUGAAAUUUUGAUUAAAUACAAAUAUACCCUCAGGCUGUUUUGGUACGGCUAUGUCAUGACUAAAUAGCAAUUACAUAAUAAAAGGCUUAAAUGUUUUAUCAGUGUCAUAGCCUCAUCGCAUAAACGCAUGUGUUUGUUUAAUAUGGGUUUUUUCAGCGGAGUUUCCUUGUAUAUGUUGUUAUACCGCAUCUAUGGAUUUGUAUAUCAACAUCUCUCAUUAAAUCUCAUAAAGUUCUCCAAAGUUAUUUCACUACAUGCUUAAUAUUGAUUCCAUAGUCUAAUUAACAUGUUAAAUGUUACAAGAUUGUUAUCUACUGAUCUUUCCUGACCCAUUAUUACGUACAAAUUGUUGGCAUUGUUUGCAUGUCUUCCUUGCCGGAUUUGAUGAAGCAAAACCCCGCGCGCGCGCGCGUUCAUUGAGCUGCGCUGUGUAUCUCUGCAAGUCGUUAUCAGUUGUAGUUUGGCUAAAAUAUUUACGGUCAACUCUCCCCGCAGACGGACACUGUUGGGAAGUGUCUGCCUCACAGAGAUUCACAGCGAGAGUCUGUGAUUCUUACGGUUACUAUUCUGAACUACCUUCCAUCUCCAAUUCACACACCCAUGAAGUAUCGUGCCAGCGAUUAGGACUGAGAGCUCAUUUGCAAGCGAGACUUUCUGUUGUUCAGUUUCAAAAAGAGAAGUUCGACCUUUAACAGAUAAUCGUCUUGAUCAGUUUAUGCGGUGUUACAUUUUGAGUUUUGUAGAUGAGAUCUUCGGUUGAUACUAGUUUGCUCUAUGAAAACUCUGUUGAUCAGUACUUGUUUGCAGCGGUUACUGAUCUUCAGCAAUUUACUUUUUCCAUAACUUUAACUUUGUUCUGUACCUGCUUCGCCUCCUGAAUGAAAAACUGAAAAGUCCUUAUUUGGAACGAAACUUGCGAGAGUAUACUCGUUUGUCUUUCAAUACUUAUUUCUUUGAUGCUUGUUCUUUAAUAAGGCCUACUCUGGGACCUAAAGUCGCCGUAACUUUACGCGACUUAAGGCGACUUUAGGAAAAUUUGCUCAAAAUGUUAUUCGAUUUAAGGCAGUUUUAGGCGACUUUAGGCCAUAUAAGAUGACCAAUGAGGUGAAUUUAAAAAUGUAAGUGUAUACAAAAUUGACAUCCACUGAUAACACCACCUGUCUACGGAGACAGUCGCACACUUAUAAAACUACCAAAUUUCCAACAAUCUCAACACAUUUAAUACUAAAAUAGUGAUUCUAACUUAUAUGUUGAACGCUAAAUAUCAAGGUAGCCUGCGUCGCAGAUGUAAUCUAACCCUGAUUAUUCAUGUCUGCUAACGGACGGACCAUGAAAUAUUAGACAAACCUCCCUGACAAAAUUAGUAUAUAAUUUGCCGACUGGAACAGACAGAUCUUGUGAAUUCGUACUUUUUGUCGAUAAGUUCUUGAGUGUUGACCAGAAUUUUUGUGGGUUAGAUGAAUUAACAAGUUCUUCCAUUUUGUAGUUCUGAUGUUUUCGCUUUUUCUCUUUUAACAAGCGUUUGUAUUCCUUAUUCAGAUGAUGAUAAUUAUUGAACACGGGUUAUUACACACUUUAUGAGAAAUGCAUUCUGGAAAUUCAAAUAGAAAACUAAAAAAGUAAUUGCUAUGAGACAAUUUCAACCUCUAGAGAUUAUAAUGAUUUAAAGCGACUUAAGACGAUUUGAGGCGACUUAAGGCGACUUAAGGUCCCAGAGUAGGCCUUUAACCCCUUAAGUCCCAUUAGUGACCAACAUCAAUUUUCUCCUAAUGAUAUCCAUAGAUUGUCAAGAGCAAAGUCUAUGAGAAUUAAUAAAAUGAUCACAAAGAGAAAAAUCUUUGAUCUUUUAUCAAAUUCUCUCAACUAAUUCUCUAAGGAAAUGUAUAGAGAUAAAUCUGGAGAAUUUGUAUGUGGAUAUUGGAGCUGAAAGGGUUAAUAACUCUUCUCUGAGCAUUCAAUCGAACAAUGCCAGUGUCUGUGGCUACCUUGUUUUCACAGGAAACUGCAUCUCUGCACUGAGCGACCCAAGAAAGAAAGGAGGGCACAUUCCAUACCGCGACAGUAAACUCACUAAACUUCUAGCUGACAGCUUGGGUGGGGAUGGUAUCACCCUUAUGGUAAGUGCUUCACACUCUUUCUCAUUACCCUGAGAUUAGGUCAAAAGAGAGCAGAAGCCGGCGGAAGUUGCCGAAAUUUAUACAUUCCUUCCCGUUUGGUCUCAACUAUCGCGCACGCGUGGGGAAUUUUAGUAUAACCUUGGUUAGCGUAGUUGAAGUACAAGUAAAUGCAAACAGGAAAGACUGUAAAAGAAAGAAUGAUCGCCGAAAAGAAUGGGAAUAGUCCUUCCCACUAGACAUUACUCCUCAUUACGCUGAAGUCUGCCUAAAAACGAGAUUUAAAAUAAAGUUAUAAUAAAAGUAGGUUGAGUCGAUCGUCCGGGUGAACGUAGUCCUGAAUAGGACUGUUGUUGUUGACAGUAACUGACGUUUUGACAACCUGUGCGGUAGUCAUCUUCAGAGUCAAAGUGAGUUGGUAAACUCAGUAGGUUUGGAACUAGCUAAAUGAAGUUUUUUGAAAGAACCAUGUAUGUGAUGGGUUUGAAGUUCUUGACCUUGUAAGAUGAGUUGGGGAAGGGGAGUGGGUAUUGAACCGGCGAAAUCUGACUUAAACGCGGGGCAAGCCUUGCCACAGGGGUAAUAUUUUAACGUGGAAUUUUAUAAAGAUGCGAUAAAUUAAAAAUGCCCCCCUAAGGACAGUACAUAGCUCUGACCGCUCGCAAGUCACAACGCAAGUCUUGGCGCCAGAGCUGUAGACUGCUCUGAUGAAGUUUGUUUACAACUCUAACAUUUCCAGAUCGCAUGUAUUUCGCCUUCUUCGUACGUGGUGCAGGACACCUUGAACACCCUGAGGUACGCUCACCGCGCAAAGAGGAUCAAGAAUAAGCCUGUGGUGCAUAUGGUAUGUCUGUGGCCGAGUGUGUCAGUAACCAAUUACUGCCAGAAAGUUAAUGAGAUCGUAUACAGCUAUUUAAUUAACGUUGUCGGAUUUUAAGGCCUCAAGCCUACGCACGACAAGACCGCAAGGUCAUGUGGGUAGCUGUAGAUCCCUUAAAAUUUGGUUAUAGCUUCACGGUUCUCAGUGCUAUAGAACGGUAUUCAGUCUCAGAAACGUUUACCUUUGUCGUCCUUUUAUGACAGAAGAAUUGUGCUUUAUGGCUGAGUAUGGGAAUUUUUUAAAGGAAAUUGCUACAUUGUAGUAGCUGUAUGAAUAGGAUUUAAUCCAUUGACGGAUGAUUUGAAACCAGAUUACGUGACUUGAACAGCUUUUUCAUCUGAGUACACUGAACCGGAACCAAAGUAAUAAUUACUCUGGUCUGUUAAUUCAGUAAGACGAUAUCGGCAGUAAGUGUUUUGUGGCAGUUCUCAGUAUGCUUGACCUUACGUGAAGGAAAACGUGAGCAAGCAGAUCAAAAUCUGGGUUUUCUUCUGAAAGCAACUGUUAAAAGCGGCCUGCACUAAGACUAGUGAAGCUUGAAGCGCGCCGUGUACUCUUUACCCUGGGUACGAGAGUUUUUUUUCUCGCGUGCGACGAGGAGCUUCGUCGGUCGAAGACACGAGCGGCGGGUCUCUUUAAAUACUUGAACAAAACCGGAAACCGCACAUGAAAAGCCUCUGGCACCUAGGGUAUCUGCUCUUAAGCACCGACACUAAAAAAUUAGGAAAGGGCUCGCCCGCGAUCAUAAGUACGCUUUUAAAUGAGAACUGAUUCAAGCGCGUUUUAAGGAAAGGUUAUAGUUUGAGGAUGUUUGACGAGACUUGUCUUUUUCAAUGUGUACCUGUGUUCGGAGGACGUCAAUCAUGAGCUCAGUUUACUUAACCUUUCUUUGCAGGACCCAAAGGAAAAGCUGAUUUUGAACCUAAAGCGAGAAAUAAAGUUACUUCGUACCGAAAACGCCUAUUUUCGUCAGCAGGUAUUUAGUGUUCGAAAAUGUGCUCACACAUUUAGAAUUUGAAUUAUUCAUUCUCGUUUUAUUAAUAUGAUUGCCACAUGCACUGCGAUUCGUUCGUUACUUCUUGUCUCAGAGUUGUUCGAUUAGCAGGUUAGUACUUUUUUGGGAGGGGAGUGGGGUGGGGGUUGUAAGCCAACAGUCCACAAGAAGCAAGAACAAAAACUAUCACUGAACCCUUGAUAUUUUGUCAGACAUGUCAUAUCAGCGAAAUGAACUGAUUUAUCAUUUUGGUAUUUCUGUUUCCUUAGCUGGGACUACCAAGCAGCGAGUCUCAAACAUCCGUGUCAAGUAACGACAGUAAAACAACAACCGAAGUGGAGGAUGAGAGUACACCAAAACUUGACGUUCCCAGUUCACCACCGCCAGGUGUGUGCCUCUUAGUUAUGUCUUGAGUGAUGGUGGAGUAAAGGUAUGAAAACCUCCCCUUGUUGCUGAAAUCCUUGAAUCAAAAUGCACCAGUGAGACUGUAGCCUUUGAAUCGUAGUUGACCAAUGAAACGGCAGACUUUCCGCCGGAAUACAUUAAUCAGUGUUCAAAACAAAACCUUACUGAGAGAGAUGUUUUUUCAGUCAGUGACACAGGCGGCUUGGAAGAAAAAAUCCGAGUACUCCCAAUAGGAGUCGAACCUCUGAUUACUUGUCCAGAUCCCCUACCACUAAGCUACAAGAGACUCGGGGACUCUAAACCUUACUGUUACCGAAAUCUGUUUCGAUCUCCAGCAGUAAUGCUCUUCCAGUUAGUGUCUCUUAUCUGUCUAACACUCUAAAAAUUGUUCCACCACCAGCGCUGUAUCUGUACAUAUAGGUCUUAGGCACUCGAUCGUCACUGUUGGUUGGCGCUCAUGAUGAGGGGCGAAGCAAAAGCUUCUAAGAGGGCCAAGCCAGACUUGCAGACAACUUGCUUUGUAGGUUUUUAUCUUUAAUAGGUUCUCUUUUUUAUGCCCUGCAGCGAAACACUUACAAGCCCCUGAAGAUUCACAAAGACUGACAACCGCUAUGUAAGACAUCUGCUCCUUUGUAUUAGCUGUCAAUAGUAGACGAUACUAUAAGUCGUCAUUAGUACUACUUUUGAAAAGUCUCUUUCUUUGUUGCUUCAAGUUUUGUCUCUUCUCUAGCUUCACUAUCAUAAACUGAUCCUGACUUUUAAUCUUAAUUUGUAGCAUGGCUGCUGGGGCAAACUCCGGUCUUUAUGACAUGUUACAAGAGUAUAUGGUCGAAAACGAACAUCUCAGGUAAAACAUGCGUGUUCUUAUUCCUUUCAAAGAUUCGUUUUUCCUGCAGUUGAAUUAAGAUUUUAUUAUUUUCAUUUUUUCACAGAACAACCAACGUCGAACUUGUGCAAAGUCGCGAAGAAGUCACCAGACAACAGAUGGUAAGUGUAGGACUUGGACUCACGAGUUGCUUGGCGGUCGUUGUUAUUGCUUUCUGGUUCAAAUCAAGCGUAAUAGUCGUGGUGUCUAUUUCUCUUUGUAUUCUUAGGUGCUGUCAAGAGAAAAUGACCGACUGUCAAAGAAACUAGAAGAGUUAGAACGGUUAGUGAGCUCUUUGACUCACCUUUUUCUCGAGAACGAGUGAUAGGCAUCACAAUGAUGCGUGAGCUUUGUUAGUUUGUCGUAGCGGUAUGAAUUCUUGAACCGGUAUCAGGGCCAUGAUCACAGAACUAAUGCGAAAACCAAAGAAAUCGGUCUGACCAAUCACAGGAGAUACAAACAAUCCGAUGAACCAAUCAGAAAUAGAAAAAAACACAUGUAACCGGCGCCAAGCGCGGGAACAUUCGGGCGAACAAGUUACAACCCCUUCUCGUUUUGCUUCUGAUUGGUUGAUAAAAGUAGCACAAGACAAUUUUUACUUAGAAGGAGGAACGAAGAUGAACUAGUGGCACAGGAAUCGUGUAAAUCCUCCUAACCUCUAAAUCUUUAAUUAUUACAGGGUAAUCGUUAAUUCGCCGAUGCCUCGAAGGACGUUAUCUGGUGUUGAACGCACUGGGUCUCUCCCUGAGGAGCACUUUAUGACCAGCGUAGCGGGCCACUCAGCUGAAACACGCCCGUCGCCGUUUGUGGAGGAGCAUAACCAUUUACAGAGGAGAAAUUCGCUUCCUAGUAAGAGAAACUUUUGUUGUAUACUUACUUCACUCGAAUUUAUCCAUGCCUUUGUGCCGUUGGGGAUAUUUUUGAUUCGUGUUUCCUUUUGUUUCAGCGCAAUCCAGAGAACGCCGUCGAUCGACCUCAGAUCCCGCCCCUCAACCGUUGGUCACAAAAUUCCCGCCACUUCACAACGGGCCUUAUCCCAACUAUGUUGGACAGGUCGGCUGGCAUCCAAAAUCGGAGGCUCAAUCUGCGUCUCAGGAACCAACCCGAGGUAAGGUUUAUAUACACCGUAAUGUUGCAUUAAGUGUAAAGGAGUAACUUCGGGUGCUCGUGGUUUUGAAGAUUUAAAUUUUCCAAGCUGCUUACUCAUUAACUCUCAUUAAAAAGCUGCUAAUCGUUUGGAUUUUCCGAUUUCCGACAGGAAAACCCCACAAACACACGCAAAACUGCGACUUUUACUUUUCGUUAUGAACACUGAUUUACAUUCAAAUACUAGUAUCUGAAAUAGUGGACUCCUUAAAAAUUCCUGAACUUAAUGAGAACUUUUCGUAAUGAAAGUCAUAAGGUAAUUGUAGUUGCGCUGUCAUUAGACUGGAGUUGUUUGCACUCAGUACCGUUUUUAUGUGAAGCUGUGCGUUCUAAGCGUAGGAUAUUUUUAGGAUUUUCAGUCGACAUAAACACUAAAUUCCAGGUUAGUUACUUUCAGUUACUUUAUUUUGUUUGUUUAUGACUUCAGAGACAAACAACAACAUGCCUCCGAGGGUACCGCAUGGUCACUCCGUCCCAGACUAUACGCACAAGCCAAAACCUACAAUCAGCACGUAAGUUAUGUGCACAAUAAGAUAACCCUAUCAACAUAGACAAAGGAAGAAGAAUACGGUUGAUACCAUAUCCUUUUCAGAUUUAUUCUACUUUUUUUUCGCCUUGUAUAAAUUGACCUGAGAUGUAGCGUCCUCCUUCCCUUUUUCUUUAGAAGGCGCGAGAAAAAGGUUCCUUUUUUUACAAUCAGUCCUUUUUUGUAAUCAGUCCCAUAAAAUCCAUUCCAUUCCUCAAGUUUUCACGGGAUCAUUUGCGGUCAACUUUGGGGAUCACUUGCGGUCGAGGAUCAUUUGCGGCCCAUUUUGGGGAUCAUUUGCGGUCUCGGGAUCAUUUGCGGUACUGUACAGCACUCCCGAGGUCAAGUUCCACAGUAAAAAAGUUCAGUGCAGAGUUCAGUGCCAUGUCAUGUUGCUUGUACAAAGCCAGCCUGGCCUCCUCCUGUCAGCUUAAUUUUAAGCUUUUAGCCUUCGUAUUUUCUUUUCGCACCAUUCUCCAUACGAAACUGAGAAGGAACUAAUAAAGGUACUGGACAAGGACAAUUAAAAUGGAGCCGAAACCAAUUUUGGAAUUGCACCCAUUUUAGGCAUUCUUAGGCUCAUAAUGAAAAUUUACCUCUUUUAGAUAUUUGCGGCAGCAACAUUUUUUUCUAGACUGCUGCCUUAAAAUCUCUCAUUUCCAGUACGUGACUAUACGUAGGCACGGAAAGGUUAACGUGUUGACCAUGUUAUGUUUAAUUUGACAAAGUUAUUUUAUUUAUUUUGCGCUUCCAUUGCUUUUUUCCCCUAACUUGCGUGCUAUGAUCGCUCAGCGAACCCAGGGUACAUAGCUUUGAUAUUGAAUUUGUAAGAUUUAUUCCUAUGACAUGGGUAAGGUCAAAACUAGUCUAAGUAACAUUGGCAAAUCAAGACAGUCAUUAAAUUUUGCUUUUACAAAACUGUACUUUUUUUUCUUUACGCAGAAAGAAGAGGUCCGUUCCUGUUACUUUAAAAGAUCGUCAAAAAGGCGCUAACAGCUAUGCGCGAAUGUUUGCUGCACUCAAAGAGAAGAAAGCAAAGGGGGCGAAAGAAAAUGAAGCGAAAAAGGUCGUACAAAAUGGUGAUGUACAUCAUGGCAAUGGCGCCAAAGAACAGUUCAAUUCCCAAGUGCAUAUAGAUGCAACAAGUUUUGGUGGUCAUCAAAGUGUUGGGUGGCCUGUGGAACAAGAUGUGCACUUCAACGAUAACUUUGUACCCGGUAUGUCCACUGACAUGAAUUUUCUUUUGUAUUGGUGUUAUUUAUUAUUCUGUUACUUUGCUUAAUACUCAACAAAGAAAUUACCUACUACAUAAUCAGACCAAUAAAAUUUAUGAUAUCGAAAGAGGUUUUUGUCCAAAAGGUUUUUCGAGGUUCAACCUGAGGAUAAUUUCUUGAAUUAUCGACAUGAAACGUGGUGAUUAAGCAUCACUUUUCUUUAACCGGCACCGGACUAGUCUUCGACAGUUGUGCGCGCUAAUUUUGUUUCGUUGCUUUUAAAUUUGUUGUCAUCUUUAUUAACCGCAAACACGAGACAUUAUGGAUUUAUAGUCAUACUUGAUAAAUUUUUCUUGUCGCUCGGUACAGUCGGUACAAAUAACUCACUGAUAAACGAGAAUUCAAGCGCGUAAAGACAAGUUUGAGUGUCCGUGCACGAAGUUCAAGCGACCUGCACAUUAAAAAAGGAGCACAACUCAUCUUAAAUGCUUCAAUGUUUUCAAUUUUGCUCAUGUUUUCCUGACACGUGUGCAAGUUCUAUCUGUUCCCGAAAGCUCGGCGUUUACUUAAAACAUUAAAAUAAUUUAAAAACCAUUAUUAUGUACUCAACUUCUAAAAAAUUGCUUACCUUUUUAAACAUUGUCAAGUUCUUGUUUUCGGAGACUUGUGAGCAACUGAAGAGGUAAAGAACCAACUGCAUGUUUAUAAAUGUGGGUAAUCCCCGGUGUAAUAUAAUUUAUUCGUUUUCGUUGUUUUAUGGACCAUUGUCAGGGUUAGGUUCAUUGUUUAGGAUGUUUUGUUGUCUUUGUUUUACGUCAGCUGUGAGUAAUAAAUUAUAUUACACCGGAGAUGAGCCAUAGAUGUGAAGAACGUGAAUCAUUUUUCUGCCGCAGUGGCUAGCGGUGAGCCCUUACCGAUACGAAAUACUCGAUAUCGAUACGUCAUCCGCCGUUAGCAACAUAGGAAUCAUCUUGAUGUCUUCAAGCAUUGCAAUACACCGUAUUCACAAAUGGCGGACACGCGGGAAAAAAACUGGUGCCUAGUCAUGAAAGUGAGGCGUUGGAGGAUAAUUAAGAAUUUGUUCAAGCUUAGCGUGCGUAUAUCGAGUUAUGGAUGCACUUGGGAAGUUUGGAGAGCACGAAAGAUGCGUAAGAGUUGCACGAGGCGAUAGCUGAGUGCAACUCUAGCUUCUUGAGUGCUCUCCAAACUUCCCAAGUGCAUCCAUAACUCGAUAUACGCACAGCUAAAAGCAUGAGCAAAUUCUUUUAUAACAUAGCUGACAAAAAUGCUUGCUUUUUGAUUAACUACAAAAUUCUCGUAACGCGCUACACAAUAACAAACGCUUCUAUUGGCUGAUUACGAACACUCCACAAUCAUCUAGUUUAAAUGAAAAUAUUCUUUCUGUAGCUUUUCUGUAAAACUGAGAAAGAAAAUUUGCUUCUUUAUUCGUUAACGAUCAAUGGAAACUAAGCAGAAACAAGGGUAAAAGAGUCUUAAAGUUCACCUAAAGUUAAAAUACUAACAUGUUCGUAAGAAGUCGUGGACUAUGGUUUGGAUUUGCUGAAAAGAUGUUUACGUUUUGCUCGGCGAAAUCCAGAAAACAUGUUUUUAGCGAAGACGACUGUCAUCCUUCUUUAAACUCAUAUUCAUUUACAAACAUUGGCUGGUCAUUACGGCUUCUUGAGAAGACCUGGCAGCAGUUGUUUUUGUGAGUAAUAAAUUUAUGUCUUCUUGUGUAAUUUGUGUUGUUAUUGCCAGAGAAAUCUUCCUGCUUCAGUCGGAUUGUCCGCAGAUAACAAAAGUGUAUAACAAAUUUAAAAACAACAAUAAAAACGGAAAUUUAACCUCUUAAUGUUGUUGAUGACCAGUUGGUGUCUGUUCUGUUCCCAGUGAAUGUCUUUCGGCCAAAAUUUGCUGCAGCUGGUCUUCCAACAAAUUUGCGAAACGCGCAACAUGCGAGUUUUUUUAAUUCGGCUCAAUUUUUGCUGCUUGUUGGAUCAGGACCUAAAAGGUCAAUGCCGAUAGAAAAAUCGGGCAGUUCUUCGCUGGUUUCUUCCAUAUUUUAAAGAGAAGGAAAACUGCACUGCAGCUUAACAGACGACAACUCUGCAGCCAGGUAAAACAAAAUGCUUACGUCAUCUUAUUUACGCACGGGCGUGCGUAAAUAAAGAUUUUGUUCAUAGUGGCUCAAUAGGACUUAUAUAGGGCAAGCACGCGCGCUAUGUUAUAAACAAAAAUUGCAAAUGAAGACUUUCAGUGAACUUGCAGAGUGUUUAGCACGGAUUUCACGUAAAAUAACUUUGUACGGACUUCUUUUUAAAUACAAUUACUUGGGAUGUCUUCUGCUUUUAAUGUUUAGUAGCGAUUUGCUGUUUGCAAUCAAAAGGGACGCGUAUAUCUCCAAGGAAACAGGAUGAUUUUGUAGGUUUCCGAAGCAUCAGAAGCUCGAAGAGUAGGCGAUGGCUGGAGAAAAGCGGCAAACAUGUUGGCCCAAACCUCACAUUGAAACCGAAUAUGAAAGCCAGAUCACUACAAUUCUGUAUUGGAUCAAAUUAAUUCCGUCGCUUUGGAGUGAAUUGUUAGAGGUACGUUGGGAGAGCUUAGCAAAAAUCUCAUGAUUUCUUUGUCAUUGCGAAAUAAUUCAAAAUAAUUUUAUCAAAAUUAGAAGCUGUAGUGUGUGAAUCUUAUGGCUUGCUAUUUGCCUGGUCUCUUUUAGCGCAUUAUCUCAGAGCUCUUGGUAAAAAAAGUGGUAUAAAGCUUACAUUUUACUAGGUUAAAAUUUUAAGGCAAUGUUUUUGUCAGGACUGCACACGGCAAGCUUCGGUUUCAAAUAAUUGAAUUCGAGUCUUGAUCAGUUUAAGAAGAACAUCAUUUUAUUUAUUUAUGUAUUCUUCAACUUUAAAAUAUUAUGGAACAUAAAGUUAAAACUCUUAACAGCCAAAGGUAAGAAAUACGAAAUUACUCGCUGAAAUGAUAUGUGGCCGGCUUACCGAGUCUGCCGAGUAGCAAGUUGAAAUUUUGAGCGUACUCCUCUAGAUCGCUCCUGCAUUUAUACCUAAAAAUAGUUCUAAUUGAUGUCCUUCAUUGAUAAAGACCUGAGAAUAACUUCCUGGCAAACAAAAACCAAACAUAACUUCAUCGAAACCUCAGUCACCUCUUCUUUCCUGUCUUCCUUUUUUCCAUCUCGACUUGAACUGUUGUGUUCAACGGCAGACGUCUCUUGCGUUAACAGUUGCAAGUUGGGCAUAUAUCUGUCGCUUAUUUAUUUUUUUCUUGCCACCAAGAUUUGUUUAUAUUUCUGUUUCACCGAAUUGCAGUGAGCUGGCUUUCGUGCUCGGUUUCAAUGUGAAGUUUGGGCCAACAUGUUUGCCGCUUUUCUCCAGCUAUCGUCCACUUUCGAGCUUCUGAUGCUUUGGAAACCUACAAAAUCAUCCUGUUUCCUUGAAGAUAUACGCGUCCCUUUUGAUUGCAAACAGCAAAUCGCUACUAAACAUUUAAAGCAGAAUACAUCCCAAGUAAUUGUAUUUAAAAAGAAGUCCGUACAAAGUUAUUUUACGUGAAAUCCGUGCUAAACACUCUGCAAGUUCACUGAAAGUCUUCAUUUGCAAUUUUUGUUUAUCCUCCAACGCCUCGCUUUCAUGAAUAGGCACCAGUUUUUUCCCGCGUGUCCUCCAUUUGUGAAUACGGUGUAUGAAGCUGGUAAAGCGUUUUGUCGUUUUAAAUGAUGAGAAAAAAUGCAUUGCGACUCUAAACAUGCGUUGAUUCUACGUGAAUAAAUUGAACCGAUAUUAAUAUCGAGAUAUUCGGCGACCCACCACUGACGAGGGCGGGAAAAAUGGAAACUGUGCCCUGGUGCAUAAUGCGACAGAGUGCACACGCAAAUGCGCGGGAACAAACUAAACCGGUGCAAAAGCGCGGGAAAACAUUUAUUGCAAGAUUGGUAUUAGAUUUGUGCAUUUAUGGCCUUAUGGGUCUAUUCGUUAUUUUGAGUGGCUUUUAAUGGUCAUCUUACUCAUCUACCCAGUACUGGUAACGUAAACGAGCUGUUUAUAGGCCAAAAUAAUUCGCGAUUUUCCUCUUUUUGCAGGUGGAAAUCACCAACUAGCUGAACGCACAAGACAGGAGCUCGAACAGUUAGACUCACAGAUAGAAUACCACAGAUUUAUGGCGCAAAACAGAUACAACCACAACCCGCCUAGAUGACACUUGGUUGUCUUCAGUUGUAAAAGUUAGUCUUCGAUCGGAGAAAAUGGGAGGGUUCCAGCUGAAUGGAACAACUGCAAGGAAAUAUUAUGAAUUGCGGAAGUUGAAAUAAAACGUGUAGGAUAGUUUAAAGAAUAGUUGUACAUAUUAUUUACCUU